UCCACACCCACACCCACUCCCUCCUCCAGCCCCACCGCCCCCGCCAUGGCCGCGUCCACCCUGUCCGUCUGCUCCAGCGACCUGAGCUACGGCAGCCGCGUCUGCCUGCCCGGAUCCUCGGACUCCUGCCCCGACCCCUCCUGGCAGGUGGACGACUGCCCAGAGAGCUGCUGCGAGCCCCCGUGCUGCGCCCCCGCCCCCUGCCUGACCCUCCUGUGCGGCCUCCUCCCCUGCCAGGGAGACUGCUGCACCCCUGUCUGCUGCAAGCCUCUCCGCUGCACCCCUGUCUGCUGCAAGCCCGUCUGCUGCACCCCUGUCUGCUGCAAGCCCGUCUGCUGCACCCCUGUCUGCUGCGAGGACUCCCCCUGCUCAGCCCCCUCCUGCUGCCAGCCCAGCCCCUGCUGCAGGCCCUCCUCCUGUGUGUCCCUGCUCUGCCGUCCCGUGUGCAGGCCCGCCUGCUGCACCCCUGCGUGCUGCAAGCCCGUCUGCUGCACCCCUGCGUGCUGCAAGCCCGUCUGCUGCACCCCUGUGUGCUGCAAGCCCGUCUGCUGCACCCCUGUGUGCUGCAAGCCCGUCUGCUGCACCCCUGUGUGCUGUAAGCCCGUGUGCUGCACCCCUGUGUGCUGCGAGGACUCCCCCUGCUCAGCCCCCUCCUGCUGCCAGCCCAGCCCCUGCUGCAGACCCUCCUCCAGUGUAUCCCUGCUCUGCCGCCCCGUGUGCCCCCGCCCCUCCUGCUGCGCCCCUGCCUCCUCCUGCUGCCGCCCGGCCUCCUGCGUGUCCCUGCUCUGCCGCCCUGCGUGCCCCCGCCCUGCCUGCUGCGGCCCUGUCUCGGGCCAGCCCUGCUGCUGACCGGCUCCAGCUUCUGCCUCUAGAGCUGCUAUCUUUGCUCCAGAGCACAGAUGUCCUCUCUCAGGAGCCCCGGAACCCCUCUGGGGGCGCCAGGACGCCCCUGCCCCUCGGUGGAUGCACAGCUGCUGCCUCCCGGGGAU
Acinonyx jubatus (cheetah) is the source of this 989-nucleotide messenger RNA. Its product is annotated as keratin-associated protein 10-7-like. Gene Ontology annotation, cellular component: keratin filament. NCBI's taxonomy places the organism in Eukaryota, Metazoa, Chordata, Mammalia, Carnivora, Felidae. The record is from RefSeq and is a predicted model, not a curated record.